GAAGUGGCCGGCUGGAGCCGGGGGCUGGGCGGGGACCGGGAUCGUCGGUAAGGCGGCGGCGGAGGCGGCGGCGGCUCAGCAGGCGGGUUGAAGCUUCGGGGGCCAGCCGCCGCCAUGAUCCUGCUGGAGGUGAAUAACCGCAUCAUCGAGGAGACUCUAGCGCUCAAGUUCGAGAACGCGGCCGCCGGAAACAAACCAGAAGCUGUAGAAGUAACAUUUGCAGAUUUUGAUGGCGUCCUUUAUCAUAUUUCAAAUCCUAAUGGAGACAAAACAAAAGUGAUGGUCAGUAUUUCUUUGAAAUUCUACAAGGAACUUCAGGCACAUGGAGCUGAUGAGUUAUUAAAGAGGGUGUAUGGGAGUUUCUUGGUAAACCCGGAAUCAGGAUACAAUGUUUCUUUGCUGUAUGACCUGGAAAAUCUACCUGCAUCCAAGGAUUCUAUUGUGCAUCAGGCUGGCAUGUUGAAGCGAAAUUGUUUUGCCUCUGUGUUUGAGAAAUACUUCCAAUUCCAAGAAGAGGGCAAAGAAGGAGAGAACAGAGCAGUUAUCCAUUAUAGGGAUGAUGAAACCAUGUAUGUGGAAUCUAAAAAAGACAGAGUCACAGUAGUCUUCAGCACGGUUUUUAAGGAUGACGACGAUGUGGUCAUCGGAAAGGUGUUCAUGCAGGAGUUCAAAGAAGGACGACGAGCCAGCCACACCGCCCCGCAGGUCCUCUUUAGCCACAGGGAACCUCCUCUAGAGCUGAAAGACACAGAUGCUGCCGUGGGCGACAACAUUGGCUACAUCACCUUUGUGCUGUUCCCUCGCCACACCAAUGCCACUGCGCGAGACAACAGCAUCAACCUGAUCCACACGUUCCGGGACUACCUGCACUACCACAUUAAGUGCUCCAAGGCCUAUAUUCACACACGAAUGCGAGCAAAAACAUCCGACUUCCUUAAGGUGCUCAACCGUGCACGCCCAGAUGCCGAGAAAAAAGAAAUGAAAACAAUCACGGGGAAGACUUUUUCAUCCCGCUAACUCUUGGGAACUGAGGAGGAAGCGCUGAUGACCGAAGGCUGGACCGCUUGCUACUGGAUAAUCGUAGCCCUUCCUGUUGCACCUUCUCCAGGUUCUUAAGGGAUUCUCCGUCUGGGUUCCAUUUUGUACGAGUUUGGCAAAUAACCUGCAGAAACGAGCUGUGCUUGCAAGGACUUGAUAGUUCCUAAGAAUUAAAAAAAAAAAAAUUCCACUUGAUCAACUUAAUUCCCUUUUAUUUUUCCUCCCUCACUCCCCUUCCUUUUCCAAGCUGUUUGCUUUGCAAUGUUACUGGUAAUGAGUUGCAGGUAAUGCAAUCUUAACUUGUUUUCUUCUAAGUAUUUGAGUUCAAAACUCCUGUAUCUAAAGAAAUACGGUUGGGGUCAUUAAUAAAGAAAAUCUUUCUAUCUUA
Messenger RNA from Apodemus sylvaticus (European woodmouse), 1426 nucleotides. It is a transcript of the gene Arpc2, whose product is annotated as actin related protein 2/3 complex subunit 2. Lineage: Eukaryota; Metazoa; Chordata; Mammalia; Rodentia; Muridae. Gene Ontology annotation, molecular function: structural constituent of cytoskeleton; actin filament binding. The transcript is spliced from 11 exons. Gene Ontology annotation, cellular component: actin cytoskeleton; Arp2/3 protein complex. The record is from RefSeq and is a predicted model, not a curated record. Gene Ontology annotation, biological process: Arp2/3 complex-mediated actin nucleation; actin filament polymerization. The coding region runs from base 115 to 1017 and encodes 300 amino acids.